AUGAAAUCUACAACCCCAUCGAUUGAAGAUCAGUACGUUUUGGCCAGUAUGGCCCGCUCUAAAUUGGCAAAAUGCGUCAGCGUCACUACUAGAAACAAGGACUACAACCUGAGGGUUUUAGUUGGUCAUGCAAACUUGCUCGACAAGAUAACAGAAAACGUGGAAGCUCAUAAUGCAGCAGUGAAUUCCCUCGCUGGAGACCCCUUCAGUAAAGGCCAUGAGAAUUUGUCCAUAGAACAUAUUGAAUUGUCCAAAGUAAGUAAGGGUACCAGCUGUGACGAGGAGAGUGACAGAAAGACAGUGUGCGACGAUUACUGUGAUUAUUACUCCAGUGACGAAGAUGUAGAUGCAGAUACUCUUUCUUCAACUGAUAGUGAAGAUGACGAGGAUUAUGAAGACUAUGACCUUGAAUACGAUUGUCCUUGCGGUGACUAUAACAAGAACGUCGAUACGUACUUUAGUUUUCACACCGCCCCCAAUUACCAAUAUUUGACCCACACAAACUCACAUUCUGAGCAAGGUAGUGAAUCUUCGGAAAGCACACCGCGUCACAAUGUUCGUUCAACUACUGUUUUGACGACGCGGGAAGGCCAGGGAUAUGAGGGCAAAACACAUGAUUCUACAGAUUUGAAUAGGUCAAUGCCAAUUUUCCGUGUACUGUCACUCCGCGCAAAUGGGCAAGAAGAUGGCAGUAGUGCUAGCGAAAACGAUAGUGCUAGCGAUGCCGAGGAUGGAUCCUUAUCAUUAACCAGAUUCCAUUCUUGUCCAAUAACAGCAUAA
Molecule: messenger RNA, 780 nt
Organism: Saccharomyces mikatae IFO 1815
Lineage: Eukaryota; Fungi; Ascomycota; Saccharomycetes; Saccharomycetales; Saccharomycetaceae
Gene: ECM13
Product: Ecm13p
Exons: 1
Coding region: 1-780 (259 amino acids)
Source: RefSeq, a predicted model, not a curated record